Molecule: messenger RNA, 699 nt
Organism: Aspergillus terreus NIH2624
Lineage: Eukaryota; Fungi; Ascomycota; Eurotiomycetes; Eurotiales; Aspergillaceae
Exons: 3
Coding region: 1-699 (232 amino acids)
Source: RefSeq, a predicted model, not a curated record
AUGUCUUCGUUUAGGCUUGUUCUGACUGUUCUCCUCCUCUGGGGACCAGCCUCUGGCCUGAGUUGUCCUGUGUCCACCUCGGAGGCUGUUAUCCACGAUGGAACCCAGCUUUCGUCCGAAGACCCUGUGUAUUCGACCCCAGCAAUAUUAGUGAGCACCGUCACACACAGAGUCACCGUCACUGGCGUGGCCGGCACCCAAGGGGGCAGGGAAACUGGCCAAGCUGGUUCUGCAUCUGCCGAGGCCCAUACGGCGGCCACUACGACGGCUGGGAACAGAAGCCCGGUGACAGAUCCGCAGUAUAAGGCAACCGGCCACCCGUUUGUGGGCCAAGAGACCUCUCAUGUUCCCCAAACCACGCCAAUACACCCCCUACGUCCCCACUCCGAGCCGACAGUGGAACCGUCGAUAGCUCCCGACGCAGUCUUCACCGAUUCCAACAUCACCAUCGGCCUGUAUAUCGUUGACGUGGAAGAGGCGCUAACGUCCAACGAAGCGGCGUCCCAGUCUCUCUUCCAACCUCAAUCGAUCAGCGCAAAGCCUGGCGACAGCGUUCUCUUUCGCUUCCACGGCCCGUACGCCCUCUACAAUUCCGACCUUUACAGCCCGUGCCAUGCACCCCGCCUCAGUCAAAAUACUGUCUCAAAUGCCGGUGUUUCGUCCUACCAGUUCGUUGUGCACUCGGCGGAGCCGGUCUAG